This is a messenger RNA of Nelumbo nucifera (sacred lotus), 1402 nucleotides long. RefSeq names its product putative UDP-arabinopyranose mutase 1. Gene Ontology annotation, cellular component: cytosol; Golgi apparatus. Gene Ontology annotation, molecular function: UDP-arabinopyranose mutase activity. The record is from RefSeq and is a predicted model, not a curated record. Gene Ontology annotation, biological process: plant-type cell wall organization or biogenesis; UDP-L-arabinose metabolic process. Lineage: Eukaryota; Viridiplantae; Streptophyta; Magnoliopsida; Proteales; Nelumbonaceae.
AUUCCUCCAAUCUUCCUUCUCUUGACCUCUCCUUCAAAUUUCGAAAGUCUCUUCCUUCUCUUCGUCGUCUACUCCGGUCCGACUUCCUUGAUAUCUCUUCCGUCUCUGCAAUGGCGGAAGCACCCUCUCCUACUCCCCUGUUGAAGGAUGAACUCGAUAUCGUGAUACCCACCAUCCGGAACCUCGAUUUUCUUGAGAUGUGGAGGCCUUUCUUCCAGCCUUACCAUCUCAUCAUCGUUCAGGAUGGUGAUCCCUCCAAGACCAUCAAAGUUCCUCCGGGGUUCGAUUUCGAUCUCUACAACCGCAACGACAUUAACAGGAUUCUUGGUCCCAAGGCCUCUUGCAUUUCCUUCAAGGACUCUGCCUGCCGUUGCUUCGGCUACAUGGUGUCCAAGAAGAAGUAUAUCUUUACCAUUGAUGAUGACUGCUUUGUUGCGAAGGAUCCAUCUGGCAAACAGAUCAAUGCACUUGAGCAGCACAUCAAGAAUAUUCUCUCCCCAUCCACUCCUUUUUUCUUCAAUACCCUAUAUGAUCCUUACCGAGAUGGUGCAGACUUUGUCCGUGGGUACCCUUUCAGUCUCCGUGAGGGUGUUCCCACAGUUGUUUCCCAUGGCCUUUGGCUCAACAUUCCAGAUUAUGAUGCCCCCACCCAGCUUGUCAAGCCUCUUGAAAGAAACACCAGGUAUGUAGAUGCAGUUAUGACCAUACCUAAGGGCACUUUGUUCCCCAUGUGUGGUAUGAAUCUAGCAUUCAAUCGGGAACUCAUUGGUCCAGCAAUGUACUUUGGACUCAUGGGUGAUGGCCAACCAAUUGGACGCUAUGAUGAUAUGUGGGCUGGUUGGUGCACCAAGGUCAUAUGCGAUCAUUUGGGAUGGGGAAUCAAAACCGGUCUGCCCUACAUCUGGCACAGCAAAGCAAGUAACCCAUUUGUGAACCUGAAGAAAGAAUACAAUGGUAUCUAUUGGCAAGAAGAGAUAAUCCCUUUCUUUCAGUCUCUGACUAUUCCAAUGGAAUGCACCACAGUUCAGAAGUGUUACAUUGAACUCUCCAAGCAGGUUAAGGAAAAGCUUGGGAAAGUAGAUCCCUACUUUGUCAAGCUAGCAGAUGCCAUGGUCACAUGGAUUGAAGCUUGGGAUGAGCUCAACCCAUCUGGGAAUGCUGCUUGAAGUGUACCCAACGGAACUGCAUUAGAAGACCUUGGCUAACAUUCGUCACCACUGUCUUUACCAGUCUGGACUUAGUAAUCGCUUAGCUUUUGGAUGCAAGUUUUUUUUUUUUUUUUGCAGGUGAAUACAUGCAAUUUUUAUUUUUAUUUUUUUUUUUCAUUUGAGUUUAGAACAAUAAGACAUCGGUUCCUAAUUCCUAUAUUGAAAUUUUGUGCAUCACAUGUUUGAUUGAGCAA